Messenger RNA from Spea bombifrons (plains spadefoot toad), 1600 nucleotides. RefSeq names its product STEAP3 metalloreductase (gene STEAP3). The transcript is spliced from 5 exons. Gene Ontology annotation, cellular component: endosome; plasma membrane. NCBI's taxonomy places the organism in Eukaryota, Metazoa, Chordata, Amphibia, Anura, Pelobatidae. The coding region runs from base 118 to 1575 and encodes 485 amino acids. Gene Ontology annotation, molecular function: cupric reductase (NADH) activity; ferric-chelate reductase (NADPH) activity. The record is from RefSeq and is a predicted model, not a curated record. Gene Ontology annotation, biological process: copper ion import.
CAGGGUCAGCAUGUGCAGCCGGCCGCUCAGCGGUGAUAAAGCCGGCAGCCGGCAGAGAGACAGACAGACAGCUUCCAGCGCCAGGCCACCCUCCAGACCCGCGCAUGGACUGAGUGCAUGGUGCAGUCAGACAUGGCGAAGCCCCUGCUGUCCGCUGAUCCCGUGGAAGGCGCCACGCCGCGCGUCCUGCCGCACGGAGACACCGUCGGGAUCCUGGGUUCCGGAGACUUCGCCCGGUCGCUGGCCGCCCGCCUGCUCUUCGCGGGGUUCAAGGUGGUGGUCGGGAGCAGGAACCCCAAGCGAAGCGCGGCGCUGUUCCCGGCGGAGGUGGAGGUCACGCUGCAGGAGGACGCGGCGAAACGCGCCGACCUGCUGUUCGUGGCCAUGUUCCGAGAGCAUUAUCCCACGCUGAGCCGCUUCUCGGACGCGCUGGCGGGGAAAGUCCUGGUCGACGUCAGCAACAACCACGAGAUUAACCUCCACGGGGAGUCCAACGCCGAGUAUCUGGCCUCCCUCCUGCCAAAAUGCCACGUGGUGAAAGGGUUCAACGUGGUGUCAGCCUGGGCCCUGCAGUCCGGACCCCAAGACGGUAACAAGCAGGUGCUGAUCUGCUCUGACAGUCCCGAGGCCAGGAGCCGCGUCUCGUUGGUGGCCCGCGGGAUGGGGUUCAUUCCGGUGGAUAUGGGGGCCCUGUGUGCGGCUCGUGACAUCGAGAACGUCCCUCUGCGCCUCCUGCCCUCCUGGAAAAUGCCCGUCCUGCUCGCCGCCGGCCUCUUCGUCUUCUUCUAUGGUUAUAAUUUUGUGCGCGGAGUCCUGCACCCGUACCUCGUGGAGAAGAAGAACGCUUUCUACACGAUGCCCGUCAAGUUGGUGAACGUCACCCUUCCCUGCGUGGCCUACGUCCUGCUGUCCCUGGUUUACUUGCCGGGAAUCCUGGCCGCGUUUUACCAGCUGCAUUACGGCACCAAGUACCGGCGCUUCCCCGGCUGGCUGGACGGGUGGCUGAAGCACCGGAAGCAGAUGGGGCUGACCAGUUUCUUCUGCGCGUCUCUGCAUGCCGUCUACAGCCUGUGCUUGCCCAUGCGCCGCUCCGCUCGCUACCUCCUCAUUAAUGAAGCUGUGAAGCAGAUGAAGGCGAACGCGAGCGGCGUCUGGGUGGAGGAGGAGGUCUGGAGGAUGGAGAUUUACGUCUCUCUGGGGAUCAUCGCGCUCGGCACCCUCGCCAUCCUCGCCGUCGCUUCCUUACCGUCCGUCGGAAACUCGCUCAACUGGAGAGAAUUCAGCUUCAUCCAGUCGAAGCUGGGAUUUGCCGCGCUGAUACUCGGCACUCUACACACGCUCACGUUCGGCUGGAGACGCGCGUUUCUCCGCUCUCACUACAAGUUCUUCCUGCCCCCGACCUUCACGCUCACCCUCGCAGUCCCCUUUGCUAUUAUUUUGGGGAAGAUGGUGCUCCUCCUGCCGUGUGUCGACACGAGGCUGACGCUGAUCCGCAGAGGAUGGGAAAAGGGAAGACGCGUGACGUUCGCUGCGCAAACCGACGCCGAAUUAGCCCAAAGUGCGAGCAGCGUUUAGAUAACCCUGCCCCAAAAAGGGCAAA